Podarcis muralis (Common wall lizard) is the source of this 5010-nucleotide messenger RNA. It is a transcript of the gene PRDM6, whose product is annotated as PR/SET domain 6. Lineage: Eukaryota; Metazoa; Chordata; Lepidosauria; Squamata; Lacertidae. Gene Ontology annotation, cellular component: nucleus. Gene Ontology annotation, molecular function: protein binding; histone methyltransferase activity. The record is from RefSeq and is a predicted model, not a curated record. Gene Ontology annotation, biological process: regulation of gene expression.
CGAAAGCCAAGCACUGGAAUACAUUUGAGCCGACGUGACGUCCAGAGCCCAGCAAGGCCGAUCUGUGGGGUGGGGGGUGGGGACUCCAAAGCGUUUUGCUCGGUGGAGCCUGGGCUCUGGGAAGGGGCUCGCCUUGGCAGACUUUCAGGAGUGCCAACUUGAAUCAAAUACGGAGGGAGGGGCAAAGAAGUCGCGCCCCACAUAAUCGAUCACAAGACGACACGGCACACCAUUUGAAUGGACACUGGCCAUCCACUGGGGGGGGACGGACCACCCCCUCAAAUAGGGGGCGGAGGGACCUCGACCCCUAGCAGUUGGCUCCUGGGGACGCUUCACCCUCUUCCGGAACCCAGAAGUCUACCAAUGACCCCAACCCUGCCCCUAACGCAGAUUCCCCCCCCCCCUUCCCUCCAGCCGUCUGGCAAACGACGGAAGCAGCAGCCGCCGCAGCCUUCUCGCCCUGUUCAAGAACCAGGCUGCUCUGAACUUAACCUACGCGAGGUUGCGCGCGGCGGGGAGGGUGGGGGUUGUGUUGCGAGUUUAAGCAGCGCUCCGAUCCGCCGCUCUUUCCCCCUCCCUCUCCUCCCUCUCCCUCCUGCCUCCCUCACACGCUUGUGUUUAGUGCUGUCGUAAAACCCACGUGUCUCUCCCGGAGGCUGCCAGAGCGCCGAGCGCAGCGGAGCACCGCCGCUCCUGCCGUAGAGCGCCGCGGCGAGAGCCAGCGAGGAAGACGCCGGAGAUCUCCACGCGGGACAGCCUCCCCACGUCCCCGCCGUCCGAACCCCGCUCGGGCGCCUCUCCCGCUGCUUGAGCGGAGCUUUUCGGGAACACCAUCUCUCCAGCACCCCCCCCUUCCCCACCGCCCCCACUUUCCUUCCCCUCAACGACCCUGGAUCUCCUCGGGGAGAGAAGAGCCCUGCGCGCCUUCAGAUCCGGGUAGCCCACAAAGAGAUCCAGGUAAAAGAGAGGCGGGCGGGAUUAUAGAUGGCUGGGGGGUCAGGGUAAGAGAUCUGGCGGGAUCCUUCGCCUCCUGCUCAAGUUGCCUCGCCGCGCGCCAACUUCUUUCCGGGACGCUGGCGGCGCGCUUUCCCCUUUCGCUUUGCGAUCUUCGGUCCCUGGAAGUCCGCGGGACUUCCCUUGCCCUAGAACUUGGCAGGAUGGGACGGUCCGGGGUGGGGCGGCGGAAGGAGGUGGGUAGUUCAAAGGCGAUCCAGAAUGUUACUCGCCUGGGAGCAAUUUGGGGGUGGGGAGGCCAGAUCCCUGGCAAGAGUGGGUGCCCCGGGGUCGCUUUCCUCCCCAUCCCCCCCCCUGAAACUCAGGAUCGCGGCAGAUGCUGAGCCGUUGGCGGGCACCAAAUGCGCCUCCUCUCCCUUGCGGAGCGGCUGCUGAGAGGGUCGAAGUCCGUCGGGAGUAGCAUCCUUGGCCGUCUUCAGACUCUGAGCCGGACGCCUUGCGGAGCGCAAAGUCCCGACGGCGCCUCUCACGGCUCUUUCUCUCCCCUCUCCCUCUCCUCCUUCCUCUCCUCCAGGCUCGCAGAGAUGCUGAAGCCCGGCGAUCCCGGCGGAUCGGCUUUCCUCAAGGUGGAUCCCGCGUACCUCCAGCACUGGCAGCAGCUGUUCCCGCACAGCAGCCAGCAGCUCAAAGGCGGCGCCGGGCUGCUAGGGCACCUCCAGGCGCCCGAAAGAGCCGUCGAGCCCCAGGCUGACAGCCUCCGCCCGCUGCCGGCCUCUCUCUCGUCGGCGGCGUCCUCGUCCUCUUCCUUGUCCUCCUCUUCGUCGUCUUCUUCCUCCUCCUCCUCCUCCACCCCGUCGUCCGCCCCGUCUUCGUGCGCCGUCGCCUCCCUGGCCAGCUUGACUGCGCUGCCGGUGGCGCAGAUCCCCGUCUUUGGACCGAUUCAGAGCACCGAGUCCCCGCCGGGAGCCCCGGUCGCCCUCCUGCAGACCAAGGACCUGGGCGGAGGCAGCGGGGUGGCCAAGGGCGGCGAGAGGGCGCCGGCCCGGUUUCGCUGCACCGCCGAGGAGUUGGACUAUUACCUGUAUGGGCAGCAGCGCAUGGAGAUCAUUCCGCUCAACCAGCACACCGGGGACCCCAACAACCGAUGUGACAUGUGUGCAGAUAAUCGUAAUGGAGAGUGCCCCAUGCAUGGCCCUUUGCACUCUUUACGCCGUCUGGUGGGCACUAGUAGUGCUGCUGCCGCCGCCCCUCCACCUGAGAUUCCUGAGUGGCUUCGGGAUCUGCCCCGGGAAGUGUGUCUGUGCACCAGCACUGUGCCUGGUUUGGCCUAUGGCAUCUGUGCUGCUCAAAGGAUUCAGCAGGGCACCUGGAUCGGGCCUUUCCAGGGAGUUCUCCUUCUGCCAGAAAAGGUGCAAGCAGGAGCCACAAGGAACACCCAACACCUCUGGGAAAUAUAUGACCAAGAUGGGACACUACAGCACUUUAUUGAUGGUGGGGAACCCAGUAAGUCAAGCUGGAUGAGGUAUAUUCGAUGUGCAAGGCACUGUGGGGAGCAGAACUUAACUGUAGUCCAGUACAGGUCAAAUAUAUUCUACAGAGCUUGCAUGGAUAUUCCCAGGGGCACAGAGUUGUUGGUCUGGUAUAAUGACAGCUACACAUCUUUCUUUGGAAUCCCGUUACAGUGCAUUGCACAAGAUGAGAACUUGAAUGUCCCUUCAACUGUAAUGGAAGCCAUGUCAAGACAAGAUACCGUGCAGCCAUUUAACAAAAGUAGCAAACUACCCUCUGCCACUCCACAGCGGUCCAUUGUAUUUCCACAGACUCCGUGUAACAGGAAUUUCUCUCUUCUGGAUAAAUCAGGCUCUAUCGAAUCAGGAUUUAACCAGAUCAGUGUAAAAAACCAGCGAGUCCUUGCAAGCCCUACAUCAACAAGCCAACUAAAUUCAGAGUUCAGUGACUGGCAUCUUUGGAAAUGUGGGCAAUGCUUUAAGACUUUCACCCAACGGAUCCUCUUACAGAUGCAUGUGUGCACACAGAACCCUGACAGAAAUUCCCAACAAUCCCAUUUGGGGGGCUCCAGAAAGGGGCCCUAUCAGUGUGGACACUGCUCCCAAUCCUUCUCCCAACCUUCAGAGCUACGGAACCACGUAGUCACCCAUUCCAGUGACAGACCUUUCAAGUGUGGCUAUUGCGGUCGUGCCUUUGCUGGUGCUACUACACUCAACAAUCAUAUCCGGACACAUACAGGGGAGAAGCCCUUUAAGUGCGAGAGGUGUGAGAGGAGCUUCACACAAGCCACCCAGCUGAGUCGACACCAGAGGAUGCCCAAUGAGUGCAAGCCAAUAACAGAGAGCACAGAAUCAAUUGAAGUGGAUUAACUGAUUGACUGGUUGGAAUUAAACUGCAAGGAAAGUCAUGAUUAAAUGUCACGGACACUUAAGCAAAACCAAAGAUUUCCUCUGAGCAACUUUCAAUCAGUCCCAGAAAACCAAGAGCAGUAAUAAAAUAAGUAAGAUGUUAAGAGAUAUUGAUCCUGGCGUGGAAGUGAAACCAGGAAAGAGAUUAUUUAUUUAUGACUAGGAAUGAGACUGAUUUCCAUGGACAAGGAACCCGGGCCUGCUAGCAUCCUAGCCUCCCACCCCACCAUGUAUUGCUUUAUUUCUAAAAAGCUUUUAUAAUUGUUAUUUAAUACCAAAGCAACAAAGAUCAAGGGUUCUUCAGCCUAUAGCUGUGGCUAUGAAUGCACACGGACUUGUUUAUGAUUGCACCUUUUCCUCUAGCAUGACUCAGUGGACCUAGAGGUAUCUUGUUUCCUUGGUCCCAUUGGGUUGCAUUGCUCUUGACUUGGCUGUUAUUUUUAUUUUUUAAAAAGUGGUCUCUGAAUGACAAGAGAAUGAAGACGAUCCGGAACCAUCUUUGCGUUGGUGUCAGAACUCCUCCAACUAAUGGACAUUUUCAUUCCCAUGGUUUCAGAACUCACAUUUUGUGCACUUUUUUUGUAUAAAUGUUUUCAUUAGCCAGUGUUGCAUUGGCCCAGGAGAUCCCAGAAAUGUUAAAUAAACUUGGUCCUAUAUAUAUAUAUAUAGAUAUAUCUGUAGAUGUAUAUGCUGUUAAAACAAAACAAAACCCUCCGAUGCUGUAAGGAAAGCAUUUGAAAUAUGUAGAAUUUUCAAAUACUAUACCUCUUUUAUGAACGUCAUAUUAUUCACAGGUUGUGAACAGUUUCAGUGAAACAUUAACACUCUUAUCUAAAGGUAUCAUGCUUGAAAGCAUAAAUGUUAAAAUGGAAUAGCAAGAGAAGCAGUCUUCAGUUUGAUUGUAAAAGUUAGAAACCUUUAAAAAGAAAAUGAAAAAUCAACAGAAAUCAUCCAGGUUUAAAAUUUUCAAAAACAUCCAGGCAUUCACACAACAUAGAAGAAACUUCACAUAAUAGGGGUACGUCACAUGAGUAACUCUGUUCCUAUUUCAUAAUGUGCAAUAUCCUUUAAUACAGGCAAACUAGAUAGUUGUUACGGGCUAUAUAGCAAUAAUAUAGUUCCUGAUUUUGCUAAAAUGAACUCAGUAAUUUGAUUCCCCUCUCCCCCCAAUUAUCUCCCAACCCACACACUGGGCCUAGGAGCCUAAGCACUGUACUGAUCAAAGACUCACCAGAUCUAAUGUAUACACAGCGCUUUCAAGUAAUUUCCUAGUUUUCUGCAAUGCAGAGCACAACUCCAAGCCCCUUGGGGGUGUUGCAGCAGUGAUGUGCAGCCAAUUCUAUGCAUAUUUACUCAAAAUAAAGUUUGUGCUCACUGGGGCUUGCUUCUGGGUAAGCAUGCAUAGGAUUGCAACUUUUAGGUAUGCCAAUUUUCAGUUGACAAUGAAACAGGACGUGUGGCGACACCAGUGAAAUAGAAUAAAAUACACACUCUGAAAUUAAAGUUGGAGGUAGUAUUUUAAGCACCAGUUCCUCCUAUAUUUCUUCCUUGUCCUGGGUUUCUGUGUCUUUAGGACUAGUACAAUAUUAAAGCUUUGAUCUGCAAUGCUGACUUAUAAAAAACAACAACUUGUAAAAAC